This is a messenger RNA of Spodoptera exigua (beet armyworm), 591 nucleotides long. The record is from the annotation of a GenBank genome assembly. NCBI's taxonomy places the organism in Eukaryota, Metazoa, Arthropoda, Insecta, Lepidoptera, Noctuidae.
GUUCAAUCCAAUAUGGCGGCAAACGGUGUAUGAGAGGUGCGGAAUGUUUUGAUUCGGAACGAACAAUAAAAAAAAAAUUGUAUGGAAAAAAAACUCAUAACGAAUCGCGAAAAAAAAUACGCAAUGGCCGGUGAAUUAACGUGGUUCUCGUGUUGUUAAUAUUAAUUAAUCGAUCUCGAAGUUAAUUGUGUUAAAACUAUUGUGUUAUUGAAUUGAAUAUUUUUUUAUUUUUGAUUUAGCAUUUGUGUUCUCUAAUGUGUUCGUUUGUAAUAAUAUGUGAGAGAUUACACGCUAGAUAUGUCUACCGAGCCUGAUAAAACUACGGGAUGCCCGAUAGAGUGUGAUAAUAAUGUUAAUUCUGAUUUAAAAGAAUCUGUGAACAAAUUUUGUGUUACAAGUGAUGUAGAUAGUAAGAAAAAGAAAAGUGGACGCUCAGUGCGUUUUCCAGAUGAGGAUCUCAUAGUUACGGAGUACUUUGAACCUGAAAACCCUUGGCAAGAUGCCGCCGCAGUAGGACACACGGGCGUUAAAUAUCCAGAACCAAUCUCCGACCACCGUAAGCGCGGGUCUGCGGACGACGAACAAGAGUAG